AUGGAACAAACGAGUCUCCUGUACGACAUAGACCCGGUCUGCGGAUCGCAGCACAGCGCUUUGACAGCGCUACGUUUGCUGCGGAGCUACAACCACUUCGUCGUGCCUCCCGAUGGUCACGGAGUGGUACCAUUGCUGGCGUCUAUUCCACCACCAUGCCUACCAUCCUACUGUCAACAUCUACCACUAAUCCCAGUAUUUAGUAUUUUAGUUUCAGCGACCAACGUGUCCACAUCGUUGUGUGACAUGGAGUCUCGCAGGCGAGGGGAGAAGAGGCCGAUUCCAGCUGAGCUUAAAGAUGAGAAGUACUUCGAGAGGAGACGACGAAAUAACCAAGCUGCUAAGAAAUCCAGAGACGCCAGGAGAAUGAGAGAGGAUCAGGUAGUUCUUGGAUAAAUUAAAUAUAGAAUAGCCUGGCGAGCAUGUCUUCUCGAACAAGAAAACGCAUCUUUAAGAGCACAUAUCAAUGCUUUGAGGCAAGAAACCAUCGCCCUGAGGGCGUUGCUAGCAGCAAGAGAUGAAACAACGGCGCCCUCAUCUACAACGGAUUGA
Molecule: messenger RNA, 552 nt
Organism: Melitaea cinxia (Glanville fritillary)
Lineage: Eukaryota; Metazoa; Arthropoda; Insecta; Lepidoptera; Nymphalidae
Product: cell death specification protein 2-like
Exons: 4
Biological process (GO): regulation of transcription by RNA polymerase II
Cellular component (GO): nucleus
Molecular function (GO): RNA polymerase II cis-regulatory region sequence-specific DNA binding; DNA-binding transcription factor activity, RNA polymerase II-specific
Source: RefSeq, a predicted model, not a curated record